Molecule: messenger RNA, 1760 nt
Organism: Acaromyces ingoldii
Lineage: Eukaryota; Fungi; Basidiomycota; Exobasidiomycetes; Exobasidiales; Cryptobasidiaceae
Exons: 4
Coding region: 79-1707 (542 amino acids)
Molecular function (GO): protein binding
Source: RefSeq, a predicted model, not a curated record
GUAGUCGCAAGUCUAGUGCGGAAAACACGUCUUCUUCUCUAGACAGCACCAGGCGAAAAGGCUAGACAAUGACGGAGCAUGGAGCAGGCAAAUGCUGAUGGAUUCGACCUCGGCACUCGCCUCCCGCUCGAGAUUCUCCCUCACAUCCUCUCGCACCUCUCGUGGCGAGUCAAGGAUCUGGCGGCAUGCGCCCUCGUCGCUCGGUCGUGGAACAGAUAUGCGACGCCGCUGCUGUAUGCCCGCCUGUUCCUGCGCGACCAGCGCCGCGUUCGCAGGGUGUUUGCAUCCCUCGAGGCAAACAAACAUCUCGCAAAGCUUGUCCGCGUUUUGGAGAUCCGCGUCUUUCCCUUUGGUCUACCAGCCGAGGAGCUGGAAAAACUCGAGGCGAGCCUCCUCCGCUCCCUCCAGCACUGCGAGGGCCUCGAGGAGCUCUACUGGACCAGGACCGGCAGCUUGACCGACCGGGUGGUGCCCGACCUUCCGAAGCUUCCCUCGCUCCACACACUCGAGCUCACUGGCUCCUCGCGUUUCUACACGCCCGCCAGCAUCACCACCCACCUCCUGGCCCCGUCCAAGACGCCGAACCUGCGCCACUUCUCACUCGUCCUUCCCGAUCGCGACGUGGCGGCGGAGCUCCCCAACUGGGCGUCACAACUGGGCAAAAAGCUCGAGAGCUUCUCAGUUCUUUGCCAGCACUCGGCCAUCAUCACGGACGAGCUCCUCGCCAGGAUCGCAGAGCAUCUGUCGGGCCUUCGCAGGCUCUCUAUUGCUGGCUGCAAAUGGGUCACCGCCGAGGGGCUCCUCCCUCUGCUCCAAUCGGCAAAGGGCCAGAUCAGGGAGCUGGCCAUCGAAGGCCUCGCCAUCCAUCCGAGCACAUUCCACACCCUGGCCCGCUGUUUGCCCCACCUCGUCUCGCUCAGUAUCACGUACCCGCGACCCAAUCUCUGCUCUGCCUCGGAGCACUGGCAGGCACUGGCGAGUUUCGUCGAGGAUCUGCCUGACCUGCAGGCAUUCACCCACUACACGUCGAGCUGGAACACGCCAAAGGGCAUGUACAGCGAGACACUCGACAGCGACCAAGACGACAACGAUGACGACGAUGGAGGCACCGGAGCAGAGAGGCGCCAUGAGCAACUACAGCAACAGCGAAGGCAGACUUCGGCGACGUCGCUCAGCUGGACACCGAGACCAACGCAGCCACCAGUCAUGAGGGAGCCCAAGCUCAGCGCCACGUUUCUCAGACGACUCAUCAUGGCGAGAGGAGCCCAGCUUAGCAAGCUGCGCAUACAUGGCAUCGCCACGAGCACGGAGCAGCUUGGAGAGGUGUGCAGUGGCUGUCCGCAGCUCCGUGACCUUGUCUUGCACCUCUACGAGUCGGACAAGCCCUCAAUUGCAGCGUCCAUCAGCCACCUCCCCAAGCUUGCCUCGCUCCACAUACUCUCUUCGCUCUAUGCAGACCUUUUCCUGUCCGAGGACGACCUCAGGCACCUCGCAAAGGUCGCCUCGCCCGAGCUCCGCCAGAUUGGCUUCCGGAAUCGCGUCUGGCUCGUCGAGCGCUCCUCCUCUCCGAUGGCCGAUCAGGUGGGUGAUCCUGGUGAUGAUGACAAUGACCGAUGGAGGCUGCAAGAUGGACGGAUCGUGUCUCUCAACCGCUGGGACAUGGCCGCGGGAACCUUUCCCGAAGUCUUGCUCGUCGUCCGAGCCUGAGUACGUAGUGGAACUCAUCGAGACUGCAAAGGCCUCUGCGGCCUUUUCGCGGU